AUGCUGACGGCGGCAAAGAGACGUGAAUUGGAAACCAAAGGUUACACAGUCCUACACAACGUCAUAUCUUGCGAUGACUGCGACAAAUACAGAUCGCAGUUCGACGACUGGCUGACGCAGUUUAAAGAUGGCGACUGGCCAAUUUCCUCCCACUCUUUGAUUCAGCGCUACAGAGCCGGACACAUGGAACCUACCUGGGCAGUGCGGCUACAGGCUAAAGCUGUAUUCGCUCAGUUGUGGGAGACAAAUGAAUUGUUGUCAAGCUUUGACGCCAUUGCCAUAGGACGCCCUCCCGAAGAUGGCGAAGAGGAGUUUUCCAAUCCUGACAAACAUUGGUUACACUGCGACCAAAGCGUCGCAAGGGUAGGACUGCAUGCUUAUCAGGGUGGGGUGUAUUUAGAAGACGCCGAGGAAGACGACUGGACGCUGGCGGUUCUAGAGGGGUCUCACAAACUCCAUCUGGACUUCUUUGAAGCUCAUCCUAAAGCUAGAAUGCGAAUCACUAUCAAUGCUCACUAUACAUUGAAAGACAGCGAAGUCGAGUGGUAUACCAGACACGCGAGGGUGGCAAGGAAGAGAGUUCCUGUUCCAAAAGGAGGUAUGGUUCUGUGGGACUCGAGACUCAUUCACGCCAAUGCCAGACCAAUUAAAGGAAGAAGAAACCCCGGCCGUUGGAGAUAUGUGGUUUUUGUGUGCAUGGCUCCAGAGGUAUGGGCGAGCAAAGAAUACAUCAAAGCAAAGCAGCGCGCGUUCUGGAACUUGAGUACUACGUCACACUGGCCGUGUGACGGAAUCCAGUGCUUCUCUGACGACCCAAUCAAUUCUCAGAAAGUGAAGAGUAUCCAAGAACUACCAGAAAGCGCGAAAACUGAUGACGCCAAACGUUUGGCAGGAGUCUUGCCGUACAGACGACGUACAGUGCUGUGGGGAUCUGGAACAAAAUCUGCUGACAUUGCAAAACCAGAGUGGGCCGUGGGAAGUCAGGAGUGGAGAAAGCAGCAACAGAAAUAUCACUUGUCAAAAUGGUCGUUUAUGGCAUUUGGCGUAUUUCUUGGUGCGUUUGUUUGCUUUUUGUUAAGUGUUUUGAUGUAAAUGAUUGAAAUUCGGAAUGUAAAUACUGUCCUGGAAACAUCUUAUGUCACUUAUAAACAUAGAUGUUAAUAAAACUUAAAAGUU
Molecule: messenger RNA, 1176 nt
Organism: Gigantopelta aegis
Lineage: Eukaryota; Metazoa; Mollusca; Gastropoda; Neomphalida; Peltospiridae
Exons: 1
Coding region: 1-1092 (363 amino acids)
Source: RefSeq, a predicted model, not a curated record